Messenger RNA from Blastocystis hominis, 693 nucleotides. RefSeq lists its product as hypothetical. Bases 1 to 693 code for a protein of 230 amino acids. The transcript has 3 exons. The record is from RefSeq and is a predicted model, not a curated record. Lineage: Eukaryota; Bigyra; Opalinata; Blastocystidae.
AUGGGAGAAUCGGGAGUGCACACAGCCAAACGCACAGAAGUGUAUACCACUGCGGACCACUCCCCACCAAAGGCAAAGGUCUUGUUUAUUUGUGGCGUUUCUCGUCUCUCAUACCCAAAAUACGAACAGCCUGGAUAUAUCGUAUCUCUUCUGGAGUCGGAUUCAGAAUCGAUGGUGUUCUCAGUGGCUUCGGAUAGAUAUUGCUUGACGGAGGAGGAAGAAUCCGGCUUCAAUGAAAUUCGAAAGCGUUUACUCGAACCCGGUAAUCAGAAAUCGUUCUUUACGAACAACGGGUGGAAGUAUGUUGUCCACCACAAAGUGAAUGUCACACAAAUUUACACUUCGACCAACACAGAGUACAAUCUAGGAUUUUACAACGCUACCGCUACCAUGGAGCAGGGACUUGACAUUGUCCGUCGUUUUAAGCUAUCAGAUCCGCACGAUUCAUACGUUAACCUCAUCUAUGAUAACGGAGAUGAAUGCGCAACUACAGGAAGACCUAGAACGACGAAUGUUCAUCUGGUGUGUCCUUCGUUUAGCGUGCUCACGGAUAUUGCAAUCGAGACGAAGCACUGUCAUUACGAAAUCUACACGAGCGCUGCGUGGGUUUGUUCUUUACCUUGGAUGAAAAAUACGAAGCGUGCCACAUGUGAUGUUAUUUGCUAUGAUAUAUCUGAUGAUAUUUCUGCAUAG